AUGAAAUGUCUCAGAUUUAUAUGUGAGGUUUGCCGCUUCCUGGGGGCAUGUGGGUUCUUUCGGCGAUGUGUUCAGGGUUUUGUCAAUGUUGUUCAUCCAUUGACACAACUUGCAAAGAAAGGGGUGACAUUCACAUGGUCACCAGAAGCAGAGAAGGCCUUUCAAGACCUUAAAGCUGCCCUUGUGUCAGCACCUGUUUUACGUCUGCCUGAUUUUGAGCGACAUUUUGAAAUUCAUACCAAUGCAUCUGCACAGGCUUUCGAUGCAGUUCUAAUUCAGCACAGUGAUAAUGGAGAACCGCAGGCUGCUUCAUAUUGGUCGAGGAUAUUGAAGGAUGCAGAGUCUUGUUACCCUGCCAUAGACCUUGAGAACACUCCUGUCAACCUUGCCACACUCGCCUCUACAGUACUAUGUGAACAUCAUUUGAAAGAGGCCCUCUGGAAGGAGAUCAUAGAAUUCUUAGAAGGCAAGAAACUUCGUCGAAGGGCCUUGCCAGCACCCCUUCAAGAAUUUGAACUUGAUGAUGGAGUUUUGUAUCACCUGAAAUCCUUGCCAGCCCUUAUUAUCAGGCAGGUAUGCGUUCCUCAUUCGCUGCAGUCACAAGCCUUACAUCUCGCUCAUGACCAUCCAACUGCAGCUCACCCUGGUCUCUUGGAUUUCCGAGCUUCUGUGGGUUGCUAUCGUUAUAUUCUGUCAAUAGCGGACUACCACUCUAGAUUCUUACAAUUUGUCCCACUCAGGAAUAAGACGAUAGAAACGGUUCUUCAUGGAUUUUAUAAUCCUUUUAUAACUCUUUUAGGACCACCUAAGCAGAUAUUGACCGGCAAUGGGGGUGAGGAGAGUGCCUGA
This is a messenger RNA of Penaeus monodon (black tiger shrimp), 849 nucleotides long. RefSeq lists its product as uncharacterized. Gene Ontology annotation, molecular function: nucleic acid binding. The transcript has 3 exons. Lineage: Eukaryota; Metazoa; Arthropoda; Malacostraca; Decapoda; Penaeidae. Bases 1 to 849 code for a protein of 282 amino acids. The record is from RefSeq and is a predicted model, not a curated record. Gene Ontology annotation, biological process: DNA integration.